This is a messenger RNA of Astrephomene gubernaculifera, 4341 nucleotides long. The record is from the annotation of a GenBank genome assembly. NCBI's taxonomy places the organism in Eukaryota, Viridiplantae, Chlorophyta, Chlorophyceae, Chlamydomonadales, Astrephomenaceae.
GCAGCUCCAGCCAGGGCUGGGCCUCCGGGGAGCGGGUGCUGGCGGCGGCGGUGACGGAACCACGGGUCGCUCGUUGAUACGGCCGCACGGCGCACCCUUGGGCCCAUUGCAGCAGCAGCAGCAACAGGCAGUUCGAGUGGUGAGCAGCAACAGCGGCAGUGGCAGUGGCAGUGGCAGCGGCGGCGGUGGAAGCAAUGGUUCAUGGGGGCAGCAGCAGCCGCAGCAGGGGCAGCAGCAGCAGCAGCAGCAGCAGCCGCAGCAACAGCCGCAGCAGCAGGAAGAAAAACCUCUCUCACGCGUCACAUGCACCUCACAUGCUUCCAGCGGAGGGCAAUUACAUACCCCCACACCGCCCCACGCGAGUCUGCAGCAGCAGCAGCCGCAGCAGCACCCACCGCAGCACCCACACCCACAACAACCGCACCAAACCAACAUGCCCUCUUGCGCGGCCUCCCCGCCACCCUCCAGCCGACCCUCGGACCCCCCAACGGCCUCCUCCUCACCCUCCACCACCUUACCCCCCGGACACCAGCCCCAGUCCCCAGGACCUCCUCCACCACCGCACUCAGCCCACCUUACCCCGCUCCUCACCAACACUCCUCUCCAACGUGCCCCGUUCCCAACCGGCUCUACCUGCCCCCCACCUCCCAGCACAACAGCGCCCGCCUGGCCGCCGUCACUCACACCCGCACACCCCACCCCGGCGGAUGCGGUACGAGGAUGGUGCGCUGUCGUCGCUCCAGACGACGAUACCGGCGGAGAUGACUUGUACGGAGCAUACGAGGAGGAGGACCUGGCUGAUAGCAGCAGCAGCGCAGCAGGAGGAGGAGAAGGAGGGGGGACAAGCUCGGCUGUGCACGUUGACGGCGAUCCGUACGGUGGUUCAGGACCGCCGCAACAGCAGCGGCAGCGGCGGAGGCAUCUGGUGCACUUGUUCGCGGUGUCGCGGCCGGCCAAGCGGAAAAGACGAUUGCUAGCCAGGGUGGCGGCUGCGGCGGCUGCAGCGGCUGGGGAAGCGCCGGCGUCGGGCGGCAGGAGUGGUGGCGGACGAGGAAGCGGGAGCGCGGCGGAUGGCAUUGCGGGCAGGGACAAGGUCAGCGGCAGCAGCAGUAGCAGCAGACAGCACGUUGAAUUUCCCUACACCAUCUCCCGAACCUCUGACACGCCUGUUGUCACGCUGUUCCGCCCGACGUCUAGGUCCCAUGCAAGGGAGCCCAGAAGCCCUGUGGCGGCCGCUGCGAGCCCCGGGAUGUCGCGUGUCGCGGGCUGGGGACUGGACCUCACAAGGACGGGAAGGAUUGCAGGGAGGUCUGGGUUGGGGCCAGGUGCUGGCGCGGGUGCAGAGGAGACAGCGGCGACGACACAGGGCAUGGCUGGGCCAUGGGAGGAUCCGGCCUGGGAUGCAGUGGCACCGCUGCCCGGGGCUGCCAGCUCGCCCUCGCCCGCAGGCAGGGGACAGCAGGAGCCCGCCGGAGCCCAGUCCGUCACCAUGGCAGCCGCUAACCCUGCAGCAGCAGCAGCCGCAGCGACAACAGUGGUGUCGGGGACGCCGCCGCUUUCCUUCACGACGACGCUAGAAGACAGCCACAACCCCGAGUCGUGCGUACGACAUCCAAGUCAGCCGUACGCGUUGCUGUCUUUGCCGUACUAUGUGUUGUACGCCGAUGAGGCCCCACCGCACGAGUAUGUAGUCUACCGGUUCGGACCCACGGGUCACUGGCGGUGGCGACGCAUGGUUCGUGUGACGACUGACAGCGGCAUUCACCCGCUCGUGGCAGUUGCCAUCCCACAUCCCGUUCCCGCUGCUUCUGAAGCUCCUGCUUCCUCUGAUCUUACCGCUGCUGAUGCAGCUGCUGAUGCCAAUGCUGCGGCUGCGGCUGCCGACCCAGGGUCACCUUCGCAGUCGCAGCAUGCAGCCCCCCCCGCACUCCACAAGAAGCAGCAGCCAGGCCCGCCCGGUCCGCAUGCAGGCAGCGCAGCUCCGGUAGCUCAGGCGGCGGCGGCGGCACUGGGGACUCCGGCGUGCGGUGCGAGUGAGCACGACAGUGCUGGCGGCCGGAAUGGGGUGCAGCAUGACGUGGAGCCCUCUCCUGCUGCCCCUGCUGCAACAGCUGCAGGUCCUGCUGUGGGUGCUGGCACCGCUGUACUGCAGGUGUACCUAGCGGCAGGGCCGCCAGAGGAGCUGGCAGUGGGGACGAAGGGGGCGGCGGGUACGACAACGACGGUUAAGCGCGGCAGCAGCACCAGUCUUGUUGGCGGCAGGGGUGACGGCGGCGGCUUGUCAGCGGCGCAGUCGGCAGCGGGCCCUUCAGGAGGGGGUUCCGACGAGGACGUGGCAUGUGAGUAUGUGGAGUUGAGCGGCCCUGGGCACUACUUGGUGUCGUUCCGGCGGAGACGGAAACGGAGACGUCGCCCUGACGUGCCUAGCAGCAGCGGCGGCGGCGAUGAGGAUGAGGGUGAGGGUGAGGGUGAGGAGGACGAGGUUGAUGAGGACGGCGACGGCGACGGCGACUCUCCCGGCAGCUGCGCAGUCGGCAGCAGCUGCGGGGAUGUUGCGGGUAACGGCAGCAGCAGCAGCAGCAGCAGCGGUGGAGGACCUUCGGACGCUUCGAACCUCCGCAGCCAAGUGUGCACUCCGUCGCCCGCCUUGCCUCCUUCCUGUUCCUCCUCCCCAGCCGGCUCAUGCAGCACCCCCUCAGCGGCAGCGGAGGCAACCUCCCAACACGCAUCUUCAACCAGCGCGAGCAGCAGUAGCAGUACCAGCAGCAGCAGUAGCAGCUGCCCCAGCAUGCAGCAACACCCGCAGCAGCAACCCCAGACCCCAAGCGACCCCUUGCAGGGGCAGCAGCAGCAUCAAACCCAGCAGGGGCAGCAGCAGCAGCAGCCGCCCUCGCCUCCGCCAGCUCCCCCCUGGCGCAACUGGCGCCCCAUCGCGGAUCCGGUGCUGCGAGCCGAGGUGGCCCUGGUGCUUGAUGCAAGCUGCGUGCUAGGGAGCAGCAGCCGCGGCCCCCCCGGUUGGUUCCCGGAGGGAGGGGUGGGUUUCGCCUGCCUGGAGCUGCGGCGGCUGUGGGCUGCCAGUCGGAGGGUGCGGGGGGCGGCGCGGCUGGUGCUGGUGUGCGAGGGGGCGACGGAGGAGACCUGGCUCGCGAAGCAGCACCUCCUGCCGCACCCGGACGUGGUGGUGUUGGGCAUGGGCACGACUGUCGCCUACCGCCUAUCCGAGGAGGAGGAGGACCUGAUGGAUGGCGGUUGCGGCGGUUGCAGCGGGGAUGCCCUCAGCGCGACAAGCACAGACAGCGGCGCCGACAACAACACCGGUUGUGACGGAGUUGACGUGGGCAGUGUUAAUCCCGGUAGCAGCGAGGUGGUUGUCGGUUUCCACGGCCGUUGGAGGCUGUCCAAGGAUUGGGAUGCGAUGCUGGAGGCCUCGUACGAUGCUACGGCCGUACGACAGGCCGUUGAGGACGUCGUACGACUGUUCAGUUCCGAGCGCGUCCCCGUACGGCAACCCCCACAACCUUCACCAGCAUCGUCCACCCUUCCGUCUACGUCGCCUGUAUCAGUUUCCAACACCGGUUCGGGUCCCGAGAAAGCAAAGUCCGCAGCCAAGUCGACCACAGCAACUAAAGGAGCGGUUACAACAGCAGCACCAGCUGUAGACGCAACCGCUGCCAAAUCAGGCGCCGGCAAGCGCUACGAGGCUGACAGCCCACCUGCACCGGACGACAGCAGCCGUGCUGCGGUGUCGUUCGGUGCACCGACGCAGCAGGGACGCCACAGGGUGUGUCUCCACGUGCACAAGUUCCUGGUAGAUAGCGUGGUGUGGGAGAUUCGGGAGCGCCUGCGGGCUACCGACGCAACCGCCGCAACCGCCGCCGGCAGCAGCCCUGCAGUUCACAAUGCCGACGACGGCGGCGGCAGCGGCGGUGAGGAAGUAGAACCCCUAGCUGCUGCGGAGUCCCUGCGCAGUGCAUCGCAAGGUGGGCAACACCGGCAGGGACCCGCUGCUCCACUCGCGACCUCUGGGGACGUAGUAGACACUGCCUCUGACGCCAGCCGCCGCCAGCCUCUGGCCGGUACGGCAUAUGCUGUGGCACCUCGGGGCCUCCGCCGCCGCCGCCGCCGCGGCCUCCUCCGUUGUGGUGGCGGCGAGGAGCGACUCGGACCUGCUGAGGGAUGAGAUGAUGGCGGGGGCGGCCGCCGCCGUUGUCGUGGCUCCACCGUGGUCGCCGCCGCCGCCGUGGCGGAGGUGGAAGCAGGUGUCGGCGGUGCAGCCGCCGGUAGCGGCGGCGGCAAGCCAAUGCAAGGCACAUGGGGGCAGCGGCGAGAGCUGUGGCGACG